AAAUAUUAAAAUUCCAACGGCACUUUUCAACGGAUUUAAAGUGCUUGAUAACACAAAAUUCUAAUCUGUUUACACACUGCUGUAAUGGUACUUCAUUUGUGAUCAAAAUUAUACCUCACAACUUAUCAACGAUAAAUGACGAAACAUAUGGCCAACAAAGUUACAGAUGUUAUCACGGAUGAAUGAUAUUGUUGUUGGUUCACUCACUGAAUACGUAUACAUAAGAGGUAGUGUUCAUCAAACUAUGAAGAUGAGAAAAAAUGGGAAAUAAGUUGAGUCAGGCUCAUGUUAUUACGCUAUCAGUUUUGGCAGUUGCUUUGGCUUUGUUAUUUGUAUUUCUUGUAAAGAUCACAGAAAAACAAGUCUGUAUAAACAGAAGAAAAAAGCACCGUAAAAGAACACUUCAGUUUCAGAAUCAAAGAUAUAAUAUUGUUGUCAUUCCUCAUUUUCCAUUUGGGACAAUGGUUGAAUCAUUCGUUCAACCGGAGACAUUUUCUUCCCUACCUGAGGUCAUUGAAGUGGAUGAAUAUAAAAAGGAAGACAGUGAUUGCGCUGGAACCUUGUACUUUAAACUGCGCUAUGAUCUAAUAAAAAAUACCCUUUUUGUGGAAAUGCUCGAAUUACGAAAUCUACGAAACAUCUUUAAUGAUGACAUAAACGUCUAUUUCAUCGUCAAUUUAUGUCCACUGAAUCAGAAAUCGUUUCGAUCUUGCGUUUACAAAACAUUCUCUCCAAGUCUAAACGAAAGAUUUGAAUUUUUCAUUCCAUUCACCCAUGUGUUGUUUCAACAAUUGAAUUUUGCCCUAUGGAGAUUUGAUCGCUUCUCUCAUCAUGAAAUAAUCGCAAAGACAUCUCUUCAGUUAGAAGAAUUUAAAAAAUAUGGUCUGAUGAUAUCUCGGGAGAUUUCGCUUGCAAAAAUAUUAAAAAUUGUAAAGAAGGCAAGCUAGUGAUUCUGACCAUGCAGCUAAAAAUGGCAGGAAGAAGUCAAAAAAGUUGUUUGAAAAUAUUAUAUUAAAAAUAUUGUAUUAAAAUCAUUUUUAUUUCAUCUGCUUCGGAGAAGAUUUUUCGAAGGCUUGCGCCAUACUGACCUAGCAUUCAAAAACAUUUUUAACGAAAAAAUAAAAUUUAAAUUUUGUCAUCUUGAA
Molecule: messenger RNA, 1145 nt
Organism: Xenia sp. Carnegie-2017
Lineage: Eukaryota; Metazoa; Cnidaria; Anthozoa; Malacalcyonacea; Xeniidae
Product: synaptotagmin-1-like
Exons: 4
Coding region: 261-947 (228 amino acids)
Biological process (GO): cellular response to calcium ion; regulation of calcium ion-dependent exocytosis; regulation of dopamine secretion
Molecular function (GO): calcium ion binding; calcium-dependent phospholipid binding; phosphatidylserine binding
Source: RefSeq, a predicted model, not a curated record